AUGGCCAGCGACGGGGCCAGGAAACAGUUCUGGAAGCGCAGCAACAGCAAAGUCCCGGGCAGCAUCCAGCACGUGUAUGGGGCCCAACACCCCCCUUUUGACCCCCUGCUGCACGGCACCCUGCUCCAGUCCACCCCCAAGCUGCCCAGCACACCGGUAAAGGCCAAGCGCGGCAGCACCUUCCAGGAGUUUGAGAGCAACACCAGCGACGCCUGGGAUGCUGGCGAGGAUGAUGAUGAACUGCUGGCCAUGGCGGCCGAGAGCCUGAACACUGAGGUGGUCAUGGAGACGGCCCACCGCGUUCUGCGCAACCACAGCCAGCGGCAGGGGCAGCGUAGGCAGGAAGUGCCAGCCGAGAGGCCCAGGCCUCGGCCACAGUCCCCCUCAGCUCCAGGCGCGGACCCCCGGCUGGUGAAAUCUGUCAGUGAGAGCCACACGUCCUGUACUGCAGAAAGCUCCAGCGAAGCCGUGCCCUUGCAGCGGUCCCAGUCUCUGCCACACUCCUCCACUGGGGCGCUGAGUGGUGGGGCGACUGACCACAGUGCCCUCAGCUGCUCGGCUCUGACCGAGAGGGAGGCCUCCCGGCUUGACAAGUUCCAGCAGCUGCUCGCCGGCCCCAACACAGACCUUGAGGAAUUGCGGAAACUGAGCUGGUCAGGAAUCCCUAAGGCUGUCCGUCCAAUGACCUGGAAGUUGCUCUCGGGCUACCUUCCUGCCAACGUAGACCGAAGAGCAGCCACUCUCCAGAGAAAACAGAAAGAAUACUUUGCUUUCAUUGAGCAGUAUUACGAUUCCAGGAAUGAUGAAGUUCACCAAGACACGUACCGGCAGAUCCACAUCGACAUCCCUCGGAUGAGCCCCGAGGCUCUGAUACUUCAGCCCAAAGUGACAGAGAUCUUUGAGAGGAUACUGUUUAUAUGGGCAAUCCGUCACCCUGCCAGCGGCUAUGUCCAGGGAAUGAACGACCUGGUCACACCUUUCUUCGUGGUCUUCAUUUGCGAACAUAUAGAGGCAGAAGACAUAGACAAUGUGGAUGUCUCCCAUGUGCCCGAGGAUGUGCUGCGCAACAUCGAGGCUGACACCUAUUGGUGCAUGAGCCGGCUGCUGGAUGGCAUCCAGGACAACUACACCUUUGCCCAACCUGGGAUUCAAAUGAAAGUGAAAAUGCUGGAAGAACUUGUGAGCAGGAUUGAUGAGCACGUGCACCGACACCUGGAGGAGCACGAGGUGAGGUACCUGCAGUUCGCCUUCCGCUGGAUGAACAACCUGCUGAUGCGGGAGGUGCCCCUGCGCUGCACUGUGCGUCUCUGGGACACCUACCAGUCGGAACCUGAGGGCUUUUCUCACUUCCACUUGUACGUCUGUGCUGCAUUUCUGCUGAGAUGGAAGAAAGAGAUCCUAGAAGAAAGAGAUUUCCAAGAGCUGCUGCUCUUCCUCCAGAACCUGCCCACUGCCACCUGGGGUGACGAGGACGUGAGCCUGUUGCUGGCUGAGGCCUACCGCCUCAAGUUCGCCUUUGCAGAUGCCCCCAAUCACUACAAGAAGUGA
Messenger RNA from Chrysochloris asiatica (Cape golden mole), 1548 nucleotides. It is a transcript of the gene TBC1D22A, whose product is annotated as TBC1 domain family, member 22A. Gene Ontology annotation, molecular function: GTPase activator activity. The record is from RefSeq and is a predicted model, not a curated record. The transcript is spliced from 14 exons. The coding region runs from base 1 to 1548 and encodes 515 amino acids. Gene Ontology annotation, biological process: activation of GTPase activity. NCBI's taxonomy places the organism in Eukaryota, Metazoa, Chordata, Mammalia, Afrosoricida, Chrysochloridae.